Petromyzon marinus (sea lamprey) is the source of this 1141-nucleotide messenger RNA. RefSeq names its product UTP11 small subunit processome component (gene UTP11). Gene Ontology annotation, biological process: rRNA processing. NCBI's taxonomy places the organism in Eukaryota, Metazoa, Chordata, Hyperoartia, Petromyzontiformes, Petromyzontidae. Gene Ontology annotation, cellular component: nucleolus; small-subunit processome. The record is from RefSeq and is a predicted model, not a curated record.
GAUACCACGUGGUGGUGGGUGAGUUCCUUAGGUUUCUUUCUCGCGUGGCUUCCGCAGCGCUGGGCCCAGGCCGUGUUUGGCGAUCUUAAACUGUGAGGUUUUUGUUCGAGAAAUAAAAAGAAAUCCGCGCGAAGUAGCCGGCCACCUCCCGUUCGAACGGAGCCGCCGCCGCCGCCGCGAUGUCGAGCUACAAGAAAGCGAUGAAGUCCAAUCAGCGGGAGCACCGCGAGCGGUCUCAGCCUACGGCUCGCCGGGGGCUGGGCCUGUUGGAGAAAAAGAAGGAUUACAAGCUGCGGGCUCAAAACUGGCACCGCAAGCAGGACUUCCUGAAGGGGCUGCGUCGGAAGGCGCUCGACAAAAACCCCGAUGAGUUCUACUUCAAGAUGACGAGCACCAAGCUCAAGGACGGUGUUCACUUAAAGAAGAAUCCGGCCGACGAGGAGACGACACCUGACCAACUGAAGCUCAUGAGGACCCGCGACCUGCGCUACGUGGAGAUGAAGAGGGUAGCAGAGGCCAAGAAAAUCGAGCGGAUGAAAGGGGAGCUGCACCUGCUGAACGCCAACGGAAAGCAGCGGAAUCGCCACACGUUCUACGUGGACACCAAACAGGACGUGGAACAAUUCAAUCUGGCCGAGCGGCUUCAGACGGCGCCGGAGCUGGUGCGGUGCGUGUACAACCGGCCCAGGCUGGACACCCUGCGCACCGCCACCCUGCAGGGAGUCACCGACAAAAAUACCAUCAAGAAUCUGGCCCGCCAGCGCGCCCGUGAGUACCGCAACCUGGAGAGGAGGAUCGUGCGCGAGUCCACGCUGUUCGUCACCCAGCAGAAGAUCCAGACGAGGAUGGACCUCAUGGACAAGCGGCAGAAAAUCAAGGUGAAGGCUGAGACCAAGACGUCCGCGGCCGUGUACUGCUUCAAGACCGAGCGCAAGCGCUGACAUCGCGAGUGCGGUUUGCUCGGUCGCAGCCGUCUGUCGGCUGCGAGCCACGACCCCGGCCGUGUAGCCACGACCCCGGCCGUGUAGCCGCAACCCCGGCUGUGUAGCCGCGACCAUGUUUAAACUGGGGGGGGGGGCGGGAGGGGUUGCAUAACACAGUCAAUGUUAGAUAAACCUUAAAUAAAUGUUCGAUGCUAUGA